UGCAAAUGUCUGCACACUUUAUAUUUUCCUAGAAAUGCGUAGACUUUCUGGUUUUGCAGUACUGGCAUCAAUUUUAGGUUCAUUUUAUAAAACGGAAUGCAGAGUGGUGGCAGGUAUUGAAGGAAAAGAAGUCAGCCUUCGCUGCAACUAUAAUAACACAGAUGAAUAUCAGAACUACACUAAAGUCUGGUUUAAAUGGACUAGGCCAGGCUUUUGCUAUCAUGUGACAGAUACCAAUCAGUCAACAGCAAUGCGUUUUGUUGGAAGAGCAACUGUGAGUGAUAAGAAGAGCAGAGGAUACCUGAUUUUAAUAGUGAGGAUGCUUCAGAAAGCAGACUCAGGGAAUUAUGGUUGUGGUGCAUUAACCCCAGAUGGUGGGGAAAUAUUAGACAAUAUAACCGUUAAAGUGGAAAAAGCUUCAGCUACAGAAAAGCCCACAACUCCAGACAGUAUACCAGAAGAGGAGAAUUUCAUAGGCGAUAACACCUUUCCAAGCUGCUUACUUCCUUCCCCCUCUUACAGCAUAAGAAACAUAACCAAGAUACUUGAGGAAACAGUAGCAAGCAACAUGGUAUGGAAUAUUUUUCGGUGGGCACUGUUUGGAACAUUACUCACCAUUGUAAUAGCAGUGACAAUAUUGUCCAAGCCCUCAGAUGAGUGAGGACUGUAUCCACACAGAGGAUGGCACUAUAUCAACUGACAGGAGACCAUGCUAAACUUACAUACAGUAAAGAGUGUUGAAGAAGAUUUUAGUACAAUAAAAAUCACUGCUCUUACACCAUGGAAUGAACUAUAGAAUUAUAUGCUUUAACUGCCUUAGCUAAAAAGAAUCUUGCAGCAGAAAUAAAUAUCAAGAAAUAUAAGAAAUAAUACUAAAUUACUGAAUGAAACUUCAUAAUAAGUAUCAAAAAGUAGCUUUUAUUUUGAAUACACCAAAAAUGUAAAAACACAAAUAGUAUGGAAUGUAUUAAUUCAUUGUGGCUAUAAUUUAAGAUGAGUGUCAUCUAAAAAUAUAUGUUUUAACAGUGUAAAUUGGGAUUUUAUUAAAACCACUGCAAUAAACAGACUGUACCUUAUAAUGAUCAAAUGAAACAAGAAUAUAACCAAAAUCAUGUACCUAAAUAAGUGCCAUAAAGCAAUUUUAAUAAAUACUUGUAAAGUUA
Protopterus annectens (West African lungfish) is the source of this 1163-nucleotide messenger RNA. RefSeq lists its product as uncharacterized. The record is from RefSeq and is a predicted model, not a curated record. The transcript is spliced from 5 exons. The coding region runs from base 35 to 661 and encodes 208 amino acids. NCBI's taxonomy places the organism in Eukaryota, Metazoa, Chordata, Ceratodontiformes, Protopteridae.